This is a messenger RNA of Passer domesticus (house sparrow), 2897 nucleotides long. It is a transcript of the gene GKN2, whose product is annotated as gastrokine 2. Lineage: Eukaryota; Metazoa; Chordata; Aves; Passeriformes; Passeridae. Gene Ontology annotation, biological process: regulation of cell population proliferation. The transcript is spliced from 8 exons. The record is from RefSeq and is a predicted model, not a curated record. The coding region runs from base 272 to 898 and encodes 208 amino acids.
CAGUUGCCAUUGCCAAUGCCAUUCCAAAUGCCAUUCCAGUUGCCAUUGCCGUUGCCAUUCCAAAUGCCAUUCCAGUUGCCAUUGCCGUUGCCGUUCCAUUGGCCAUUCCAGUUGCCAUUGCCGUUCCAAUUGCCAUUGCUAUUGCAGUAUGUCAGCUCUACAACUCUCAGGACAUCGAGGGUAAUGCAUGAUCCCAGAUUCACCUGGGGACCUUGGAAAGCUGGAAAAGAAAAGACAAGACCCCAUGAGCUGAUGCCUAAGGCCUUGGUUGAUGUUCUGCAGGAGGGCUUCCUUAUUUUCAGCUGGAAGAGCAGCAUCUGUGCCUGAGUCACACCCCAAGGGAAGUCAAGGCCAGGCUGCAGUCCUCAUUUGCCUGGGAGUCUUUUGGGCUCACAUUUCUGCAUUGAACACCUUUGUGCUGCGAGAUCCCAUCAACAACUAUGUCACUGGGACCAUGACCAUCCACAGCGAGGAGCACAUCGUCGACGUGCACGUCCGCUCGGGCGUCUACUCCUCUGACACCAUCUUUGACUACACACACGGGUAUAUUGCCACCAGGCUGUUUUCACGAAAUGCCUGCUUUAUCAUGAAAAUAAAGAAGGAACUGAUCCCAGACCUGGAAGAGAUUGGACGCCUGGCAUUUGAGAGAGAGACCAUGAGGGAUGUAUACUCUCCAAAUAAUGUGUGGGCCCAGUUCCAAGCUGGCAGCUCCAGGCUGGGGCACUUUAAAGACUGGAUUCUCUAUGGGAAAUACAUUGAAAAUCUCUGCACGGGGCUGCCUCUCUACGAGCUGGUGGCCACUGAACCACCAGCAAAUGAUGAUGGCUGUGCCAGUGCCGGCAUUCCAAGCAUUCUGGGCCUUAAAAUCUGUGAAGAACUCAUUGCAACUGAAUAUUGACAUUUCUGUUGCAAGGAAAUGCCUUUUUGAAUGUUUUAGUGAUGGUAACCACGUUCUCCAGCUGGAACAGAACUCUGGUGCUUGAUAUUAAAACUGGACUACAGGGAAAGACCAAAGAGAAAAUCUGCCCCUGGAGUGUGUGUCUGCAACCACUACAAAUUGCUGAGGUCCAACCCAGCAAGAUCCAUGUGCAAGAGGAAGAGGAAAAAUUCCUCACUGCAGCUUCAACCAAGGUGCCUGGUUUGAAACACUGAGUUUAUAAAUUAUCAGGGGUGAGCUGGGUCUUGCAGCAUUGCUUAUUUAAAAUAAAUGAAUGUCUUGGCUGGUGAGCCAGGCCAGAUUUCCAAGGAAUACACCCCAAUUCUUUAUUCUUUUCUGCUGGAGAGAGAUUCCCAUUGUCCACUAGAUGGCAAAGGGUGACAGCAGCCUCGGGAUCCAGGCUCUGAGAAGUGCUAAAAACACCAACUGCCAGCCAAGCACGGCUCAAAAAUAAAACAGAUUUAAUCCUGUCACCCUUUUCCUCAGGAAGUAAAAUCUGAGCUGGGAUACAAAGCAUAAGAAUUCAUUCUUUCGGGUUUCCAAUCCAGUGGGAUGUUUAUUUUCACUUGUAAUUAUGCCCCAUUUGGUGAUUAACGGAACUAUUUUUUGAUUUCUUAAUGAUUUUAAUUUUUCUCUCUUACAUAUUUAGAUGUAAUUUUUAAAAAUAUAAAUAUAAAAUACAAAUAUAUCUAUAAUUAAUCUAAUAAUAUAACUAAAUUAAUAUUAAUACUGUUAAUGAUAUAAUAAUUAACUAUAUUUUUAGUAUAUAUAGAUAUAUUUAUAUGUUUUUAUAUAUUCUGUUCUAUAAUGAGACACUGCCUUUGCAUGGCCCAUCCUCUGCUGGGUUUGUGUCUCUCACACCCCUGCCAGUCCUUUUCUCUGCCCUUUUUUGCAGCUCACCAGAGGCAGCUCCCCCUUUAUUUAAUUUUCUGAGGGUGUGUGCCAGGAGAGGAUGGUGAUUCAGACCUACUCAAGGUUGUUUUUUAUUGGGUAGAAAACCAAGUGUGGACUAAAGUCAAUCCUUUUGUAGCAGUGCUGAAGGAGCAGAAAACACCUUUUAAAAAUCAGUUUGUAUUUGCUGGGGUGAGGACUGAUGUGGGCUCCUCACAAACCAAGCCAUGGAUCCCUGAAAUUCCCAAUUCUGUAAAAUCUGAGGAGCUGCUGCCACUGCACCCUCAUUUGCUCUUUUGUGAGCUGUUUUUUAACAGGUGUCAAGAAAAAAAAGCCAUUUUGAUGUGGUGGUGAAAUUCAGAGAGGAAUCAGUGCUUCAGCUUGUUGUCCUGGAGAAAUGUAAGAUUUUGCAGGUGAGGAGCACUGAGCAGCAGCUCUGGCCAGGCCCCUGAGCAUGCACAGCCACUCUGAGCAUCCCAGCCAAAAUCUGCAGAAACCAAAACAGAACAUAUUUGUCAUCUUUGCUGCAAUUGAAGUCAAAAUUAGUGAGGUGUUUGGACCAGCUUCCCUUAACCAAAAGGAUGGGAAAGAAAAAAUUUGAUAUUCAGCUGCAUGGCAGUCAAAGCAGAGAGAGGCCUUAAUUUACCCAGUACAAUUCCAGUCCUUGAGUUACAAAAAAUACAAUAUAAUACACUUUCAUCUUUGAAUUUUUAAGCUAAACUUAAACAAGUAUUUUUAAUUAAUCAAUCUUCUCUACUGCUAUGUGCAAUUUGCUUUCUCUUUCUGAUUCCAACCCUAACAUUAAAUAAACAGAGCAAAUAUUAGACAUGCUUGUCUAAUUUUUCCUCAUGUUUUGCUGAUGUGAUUACAAGCUGUUGACUUAGUCAUUAAUAUCUCAUGCUGAGAUAUCAGCUAACACUGCCAGAAAAUAUUCCAUCUCUGCUUAGCACUCAAGUUGUCAGUUUAAUAAUUCCAUGUUAUUAAUCAAAAUUGUCAGCAAAAUAAUUUCUGCUGACCCAAGUCUGGUUUUUUUCCCCAUUGUUGAAGAUUUGGACUCCUCAGUUCUCAA